ACUUAGGGAUACCUGAAAGACAAGGCCCCGGACUAUCCGUUGCACUUUGACUUGACCCGGAGAACGUUCGUGCCCAACUAUGGCUACUCAGCUCGUUCCUCUGCCGGAGGUGGAGAGACUCAGUGCUUCAGUGGUGCGGAUACUUGGUGGUAAUCCCGGCAAGUUUACACUGCAGGGAACAAACACAUAUCUGAUAGGUCGUGGACCUCAACGGAUUCUGAUUGACACAGGUGAAGGCAAGCCUUCCUGGGCUGCUCACCUGAGGACAAUCCUGUCGGAAGAGAAUGCCACCGUGCAUAAAGCACUCCUGACGCACUGGCACCAUGAUCACGUCAAUGGCAUCCCUGACCUUCGCAAGCUUUGUCCUCAAGUCACUAUCUACAAGAACCAACCAAACGAGGGACAGAGUGGUAUCGAGGAUGGACAGGUCUUUUCCGUAGAGGGAGCCACAUUGAAAGCGUUUCAUACACCGGGACAUACCGUUGAUCAUAUGAUAUUUGUGCUAGAGGAGGAAGAUGCCAUCUUUACUGGUGAUAACGUUCUGGGACAUGGGACUGCAGUAUUUGAAGAUUUGAAAGUGUAUCUGUCCAGUCUCCAGCGUAUGCAAGACCGCGUUUCCGGUCGCGGGUAUCCUGGCCAUGGAGCGGUGAUUGAGAAUGCGACGGCGAAGAUCACUGAAUACAUCAAGCAUCGACAACAGCGUGAAGAUGAAGUGAUCCGCGUGUUGCGUUAUGGAAAACUUGAUGUCCCUGAUGAUGAACCAUCACCGGAGCGGAAGGCCUCUUGGACCCCCCUCGAGAUAGUGAAAGUGAUAUACUACAACGUCCCGGAAAGCCUUCACCUGCCAGCGUCGCACGGUGUGCUGCAGGUGCUGAUGAAAUUAGAAGCCGAGGGUAAGACAGUCCAUGACACGGAAUCGGAUAAGUGGAGGCUGGAAACCGGGAAGUCUGCGCUAUAA
This is a messenger RNA of Aspergillus nomiae NRRL 13137, 958 nucleotides long. RefSeq names its product putative metallo-beta-lactamase domain protein. The coding region runs from base 80 to 958 and encodes 292 amino acids. The record is from RefSeq and is a predicted model, not a curated record. Lineage: Eukaryota; Fungi; Ascomycota; Eurotiomycetes; Eurotiales; Aspergillaceae. Gene Ontology annotation, biological process: secondary metabolite biosynthetic process. The transcript has 4 exons.